ACAAGCAAAGCCCAAGCUAUAUAUACACGUUGUUUGAUGCUUACUCUGAUAUGGUUCUUUUGCUUGAAUAUGAGUAUUAAAAAUUUGAUAUUUUUUAGUGAUUUUCCCUUUGAGAUUUGCAGAUUUCUCAAGCUGUUGAGAAACAGCAUGGAGAAAGGUUUUUGGAAUGUAUUCUGUAAUGGUUCUGAAUGUUCUACUGAUGGAAAAUGUGCUUCAGGAUUUUACGAAUUAAUAAACCCAUAUUCGUGUAUCAACCACACUGUCAUUAUUUCUGUUGAUAUUCUAAUUCUGUUGAUCUCCAUAUAUAAAUUAAUGUCAAGGAAGACUGUUGAAGCUCCAUCUCAGUCUCUACGUUUCUCUCCAUUGCUAUGUGUUUCAGCCAUCUUCAAUGGAUUUCUGGGUUUGGUUUACUUGGGUUUGGGAAUAUGGAUUAUUGUUGAGAAACUAGUUAAAGAUCAUAGCGUUGUGUUGAUGCAUGGAUGGCCAGUAAUGUUAUUCCAGGGAUUCACAUGGUUGCUGCUGAAUCUAAUAGUAAGCCAACAGAAACUGUUUCUUCCACAUGCUGGAGCUGUGAAGUUUUGUUCGAUUAUCGCCUUCUUGUUGUCUGGAUUUAUCGGCAUUUUAUCUCUUUGGGAAGCUAUUAUGGAUAAAGCUCUGUGGGUUCAGCUGAUUUUGGAAUUUCUUUCCUUUACUGGAGCUAUGCUGUUUAUCUUUUGUUGUUUCAAAGGACACACUUAUUCAAGCACCGAUUCAGGCAACGACAACGACGCUUCCUACAAACCAUUGCCAAGUAAGGAAGCAAAUGCUACUGAUGAAAUGAGUUCAAAUGAGAAUGUUACUCCUUUUGCCAAAUCUGGACUUUUUAGUCAAUUGUCAUUUUGGUGGUUAAAUCCAUUGAUGAAGAAGGGCAAGGAGAAAAUACUUGAUGAUGCAGAUAUUCCAGUACUAAGGCAGGCAGAUCAAGCAAAGACUUGCUACUUGGCGUAUUUGAAGCAAAUGAGAAGGCAGAAAAACAAAGGGUCAUCGGAGUCCCCUUCAGUUCUGUCAGUGAUAAUUUCUUUGCACCGGAGAGAAAUUUUAAUCUCAGGAUUAUUCGCAUUAAUCAGGGUGCUCAUCAGGUCUUCUAGCCCUCUAUUUUUAAAAGCCUUCAUCGAGGUUUUUCAAGGCAAUAAAGCUCUUAGCUAUGAAAGUUAUGCACUAACGGUUGGACUAUUUCUGGCAAAAUGCUUAGAGUCUCUAUCAGAAAGACAGUGGCACUUCCGAACUAGGCUUAUUGGGAUCCAAGUGAGAUCCAUGUUAUCUGCAGCUAUCUAUCAAAAGCAACUACGACUCUCCAAUGCUGCAAAGGUAACUUAUUCUUCUGGUGAAGUUGUGCACUAUGUUACUGCUGAUGCUUAUAGAAUUGGAGAGUUCCCUUAUUGGUUUCAUCAGAUAUGGACAACAAGUGUUCAGUUGUGUCUCACCUUAGCUAUCGUCUACUAUACUGUAGGGUUGGCAACUGUUGCAUUUGUUAUUGCCAUGAUAGUUGUUGUGCUUGCAGGCUAUCCAUUCAUUAAGUUUCAGGUUAAGUAUCACAGAAAGCUCAUGGCAGCUCAAGAUAAGAUGUUGAUGGCCAUCACAGAGGCACUUGCAAAUAUGAAGAUCUUGAAGUUAUAUGCUUGGGAGACGCAUUUCAAGAAUCAUAUAGAUGGUGUAAGAAAAGAAGAAACGCAGUGGAUAUCAGGCGUCCUGAUGCAGAAAGCUUAUCAUCUGAUUUUAUUUUGGUCAUAUCCUGUUCAUGUUCCAGCUAUAACUUUCUGGAUAUGCUACUUCCUUGGAAUACCACUCUCUGCUAGUAGCGUAUUCACAUUUAUGUCAAGUUUGCAAAAUGUACAGGAACCAAUUAGGGUUAUCCCUGAUGUUGUGGGAAUUUUCAUUGAAGCAAAGGUGUCAUUAGAUCGGAUUGUCAAGUUUCUUGAAGCACCAGAAUUGAACAAAAAUGCAAGAAAGAAGUUCAGCAGCAAAGAGCUCAAUCAGUCCAUUUUUAUCAGGGCUACUGAAAUCUCAUGGGAAACUGAUUUGUCCACAAAGGCUACGUUAAGGAACAUAAAUUUGGUGGUUAAAGCGGGAGAAAAGGUGGCUAUCUGCGGGGAGGUUGGCUCUGGAAAAUCAACCCUUUUAGCUGCAGUGCUUGGUGAAGUUUCAAAAGUUGAUGGAACAGUUCAAGUUUAUGGAAAGAUAGCAUAUGUUUCUCAGACUGCAUGGAUCCAAAGUGGAACUAUACAAGAAAAUAUUCUGUUUGGCUCUGAAAUGGAUCCAAUUAGAUACCAUGAUGUGCUAAAGAGGUGUUCUCUGGUGAAGGACCUUGAGAUGCUUCCUUAUGGGGAUCUCACUCAGAUUGGAGAAAGAGGUGUCAAUCUGAGCGGUGGACAGAAACAGCGGAUUCAACUUGCACGUUCGCUGUAUCAAGAUGCAGACAUCUAUCUCUUGGAUGAUCCGUUUAGUGCUGUUGAUGCACACACAGCAACCAGCCUAUUUAAUGAAUAUGUGUUAAGUGCUUUGUCUCAAAAGACAGUUUUACUUGUGACCCACCAAGUGGACUUCCUUCCAGCUUUUAACUAUAUUUUGUUAAUGUCUGCAGGAAAAAUCAAAAGAGAAGCUAAUUAUGAUCAGCUUUUUGCUUCCAGUAAAGAAUUCCAAGACCUCGUCAAGGCACACAAGAACAUAGUUGGUUAUGAAAGCCAGGUUGAUCAUCCUUCUCAAAGAAGUGCUACUACUGCCAAAGGUGAAAUCCAAGAGAUUCAUGUUAAAGAACAGUUAAUAGAAUCUUUAGGUGAUCAAUUGAUUAAGCAAGAAGAAAAAGAGACAGGAGACGCUGGUUUCAAGCCCUACUUACAAUACUUGAGUCAUGGCAAGGGCUUUCUGUACUUCUGUUUGUCAAACAUAUCCCACAUAAUGUUUGUGCUUGGGCAAAUGGCACAAAACUAUUGGUUCGCUGCCAAUAUCCAGAAUACUCGUGUUAGCAGAAUUCUCUUGCUUGGAGUUUAUACAAUAAUCGGUUGUGUUGUCGAAAUCUUCUUGCUCUUCAGAUUCUUCCCCAUAGUUCUAUUAGGUUGUGGAGCAUCAAAAUCUAUUUUUUCUACACUGCUAUCCUCUAUUUUCCGAGCACCAAUUUCCUUUUAUGACUCAACGCCUUUAGGAAGGAUCCUCAGUCGAGUAUCAUCAGAUUUGAGCAUUAUUGACCUUGACGUGGCUUUCAAAAUAUCCUUCACUUUAGGCACAACCAUCAUUGCAUGCUCCAACUUUGCAGUAUUGAUUCUUCUUACGUGGCCAGUCGUAUUUGUCAUCAUUCCCAUAAUUUAUUUAAGUAUCCGCUUGCAGGGAUGCUAUUUCGCUUCUACAAAAGAGUUGAUGAGAAUCAAUGGCACAACUAAGUCCUCAGUUGCAAGCCACCUUGCUGAAUCAAUUGCAGGAGCCAUGACAAUCAGAGCUUUUGGGCAGGAAGAAAGAUUCUUCUCAAAAAAUCUGGACCUUAUUGACAGAAAUGCAAGCCCGUAUUUCCAUAACUUUUCUGCAAGUGAGUGGUUGAUCCUACGUCUGGAGUUGCUAAGUGCAAUUGUUCUCUCAUGUAGUACAUUUGCCAUGGCUUUGCUCCAUCUUGGAGCUUCUGACUCAGGGUUUAUUGGAAUGAACCUGUCAUAUGGCCUUUCAUUGAAUAUACUCCUCGUCAUGUCCAUACAGUCCCAAUGCAUGCUUUCAAAUUUAAUUAUUUCUGUAGAAAGGCUGGAACAAUAUAUGCAUAUUCCCAGUGAAGCUCCAGAAGUAAUAGAGAGUAAUCGACCUGAGCCUAAUUGGCCUGCCUUUGGUAAAGUGGAAAUAUGCAAUCUGAAGGUUAGAUAUCGACCAAAUGCACCACAAGUCCUUCAGGGGAUAAACUGCACAAUUGAAGGAGGUCAGAAAAUUGGGAUAGUUGGCAGAACUGGAAGUGGGAAGACAACUCUCAUCAGUGCAUUGUUUCGUCUGGUUGAGCCUACAGAGGGAAAAAUAAUGAUAGAUGACCUUAACAUUUCGACAAUUGGACUUCAUGACCUGAGAUCUCAUGUUGCAAUUAUCCCACAAGAUCCAACACUCUUUGUUGGUUCUGUGAGAUACAAUCUAGACCCCUUAUCAAAGCAUACGGAUCAAGAAAUAUGGGAGGUUCUUGAAAAAUGUCAUCUACGAGCAACCAUUCAAGAAAAAGGAGAGGGGCUGAACUCCCUAGUUGCACAAGAUGGAUCCAACUGGAGUUUGGGACAGCGGCAAUUGUUUUGUCUGGGACGUGCAUUGGUAAAAAGAAGCAGGAUACUAGUGCUUGAUGAAGCAACUGCAUCCCUCGACAACGCAACAGAUUCCAUCAUUCAGAAAACCAUAAGAACAGAGUUCGCAGACUGCACUGUAUUAACUGUGGCUCACAGAAUACCAACAGUGAUGGACUGCGACAUGGUGCUUGCCAUUAGUGAUGGGAAAUUGGCGGAGUAUGAUGAGCCAUUGAAGCUGAUGAAUAAGGAGGGGUCGCUCUUUGGGCAGCUUGUGAAGGAAUAUUGGUCUCGAACUACAAACAGCAGCAGCCGCUCACAAGAUUGAUAACUACGCUUGGUAGCUGUAGAAAACGAUAUUGCACCUUAUUUUAUGAUAUGACGCUUUCCCCUGAGAUUAAAAUAUUAUGUCAUCUUUCUAAUAAUAAAAUUACUUAUUCAAAGCA
Molecule: messenger RNA, 4720 nt
Organism: Manihot esculenta (cassava)
Lineage: Eukaryota; Viridiplantae; Streptophyta; Magnoliopsida; Malpighiales; Euphorbiaceae
Product: ABC transporter C family member 10
Exons: 11
Coding region: 37-4602 (1521 amino acids)
Biological process (GO): transmembrane transport
Cellular component (GO): plant-type vacuole; vacuolar membrane
Molecular function (GO): ABC-type transporter activity; ATP hydrolysis activity; ATP binding
Source: RefSeq, a predicted model, not a curated record